GCUGGUACUGUGUGAAACAGAAGGACGGCGAAGAUGAUCUGGAAUGCUGCCGCCAUUCACCAUGGAGGAACGGCAAGACGGAAUGGUUCAUCAUCAGGGUCCAAUGCUGCCAUGAAGAUCUCGACGAUCUCCGUCGCAGUCAUCCUGCUGUUCUACUUUGUAUCGAUGCAGAAGAUGUUCUUCGCGACCACUGGCCCAGCGCACAUUGUUGACGUACAAGUCGCGAAUAUCCGAGCAGUCCAUCACGACGACCGUCCGUCGGCAUCAUCAACAGCAUCACCUUCACGCUCCACGGCACCAUUGCGCAACUGGACUCGGUCUCGCGGAAGGCGGUACGUGUGGCUUGACGUCGCCAUCGACCAUGUGCCUGCUGGUCGCCUUGUCGCCGAGCUGUACAUGGAUAAAGUGCCGAAGACUGCCGAGAACUUCCGCGGGUUGGUUACGGGAGACAACCAGCCCGGCUGGAGCUACAAGAACUCGACGUGUCAUCGCAUCUUGAAAGGGUUCAUCGUGCAGUGCGGCUCGUACGACACCCGCGGCGGCACCAGCAUCUAUGGCAAGGAUUUUGAAGACGAAGCCACAGGGCUGACGUUGAAGCACUCGAAGCGCGGGAUUCUGCAGAUGGCCAACGCCGGGCCCAACACCAACGGCGCUCAAUUCUGCUUCAUGCUCGGGCCAGCCGCCCAUCUGAACGGCCACCACGUCGUGUUCGGAGAAAUCGUGCAAGGCCUGGACGUGCUCGACCUCAUGGAAGCCGCGGGUGUGGCCUCGGAUGAUGACGAGUUAGGUCGCAGCGUUAUGCUGGUGGAUGGCGGUGAAAUAUUUGAUUAAGAGAUGCAGUAUUGUGAGAUACAGUAACUGCACAGGGUUGGCAACCUUGUUAACUAUCCGGAUUUCGCACGUCCGUCCCCUCGGAGGAUGGCUC
Molecule: messenger RNA, 925 nt
Organism: Aphanomyces astaci
Lineage: Eukaryota; Oomycota; Saprolegniomycetes; Saprolegniales; Verrucalvaceae
Exons: 3
Coding region: 34-831 (265 amino acids)
Biological process (GO): protein peptidyl-prolyl isomerization
Molecular function (GO): peptidyl-prolyl cis-trans isomerase activity
Source: RefSeq, a predicted model, not a curated record